GCCUGACGUCGGUGGUCAUGUGACCGUUACUCUGUUUAGCUGCAAAAACAUAUCGCAGCUCCAAAGAAUAAUAAUAAACCGAUCAAUCGCUUCGACGCUGCCGGUGCGCGCUCGCUCCCUUUCUUCUCGGACGGGAGUUUAUUCCUGCAGCUGUAGGGGCUGCUCUUCCACCAACUGGAUCAUGCAGUAAUCCUUUUCCCGCAAACAUCAACGAGAGGUUCUGCAUCUCCAUCACCAUGGCCGUCGCAAGGCCUCGCCCGUACAGGCGGAUCCUGACGUCCGCCCUGCAUCGCAGAUUCGUCCACGCCUCUGCCCUCUCCCUUGCUGUCUGCUACUUGGUCGCGUUCUUUACUGGUGUCAAGUCGUCCUUUUUCUGGGCAUGGUUUCCAUUUGGUCCCUGUGGCAUUCGCACCCUUCUUCUCUUCAUUUGUCCCCUUACUGUCUUCGUUCUCCGUGUCGGUCAGAUGCACAUUGGCGCAAGGACUACGAGCUCUCCGUUGGGCACCAUAAAGCACCUAUUCCCUCUGCAUAUCAUCCAGACGUUUGGCUGGUACUUCUUCUCUGCCUGGUGGUUCAGUGAAGUAUAUGUGUGGUCGUCUUCGAGUGAUGCAGACCUAGGAUGGGUCAAGCCAGGACGACACAAUGAACGGGCCACGCUGAACGAAAGACCCAUAUACUUGCACAUCUCUCAUAUUCUGCUUGCGGUGUUACAAUCAUCGAUCCACCUGUACACAGACAUCGAUCGAAUCGAUGUUCCCGUCGCGAAGCGCACUCCGGAGACAAAGGACUAUAAAACUCACCCGGUGGUUCCUGUUGUGAGAAGGAUUCAACGUGCACUACCGCAGAUUGUCGUUGAUUCCUUCGCCUGGAGUUCCAUAAUGACGGUUGCAGGACCUGUAAUCUAUAUGCUGUUUCUCAGACGCACCGCGUGGAGCUACACCUUGUCGUUCGCCAAGCUGUUCUGGAACUUCCCCCGGUCUGCAGCGGAUCCUCCUGGUCUGAUCCCUCCGCUGCAUAUUACGCUUCUUUGGCGUUGUCUGACAUCCGGCGCAUUGCUUAUUCUACUUUGGCGGACGUCCAAUCUGUUCUUCACGGCUUUCAUAGCCCAGGGUCCGAUGAAGCGGGGUCAGACGCUGACAGCAGAGGUGAAGGAUCCGAAUGGAAGCUUACUCAAUGGAUUGAAGGCGAAAAAGGAGGUCGUGAAGACAUUUGCGUUCUGGGAAUUAUGUAUUAUCAGCCAACAGUACCCUGAACGUCGAAAGGCCAUCUUCAGCGAUAUCGAUCGUGAAGGUGGCGCGACCUGGACCCAGGUGUUGAAUGCCUCGACGGCCGUGAUCAAUGGCAUUGGAAUUCGAAUUAACGAAUACCAGAACCCGCCUUCCGCCAUAGCCAAGAAGCCAGCGCAGAAAGGCCGGCCUCAACCGACUCUCCAGACAUUGCCGCAGCUGACUGCUCCGCCUAAACAAGCAGACAUAUUUGCCCCAUCUCCAAAGGCGCGAUCACAGAAUGAAAAGUUCGAGGAAACUAUUGGUAACGUCGUGAAGUCAUACGGCCAAUCGCCGGACUGGACGCCCACUGCUCGAGCCAAAGCUCGCGAUAUCUUUGAUAAGGCGUCCAUGGCCAUGUUGAGCCCGGAGGGCAAGAGGAAGCUCCUCGCAUCAACCAAACAGCCAAAGUUGCUGACUGGAACUGAUUCUGAUCAAGCUUCCUCCCCGGACAAGCUGCAUCCCAUAACGGCCCAGAUCCUACGGUCUCCAGUUGGUGCACUUUUCAGGCAGACCUACUCACGGCGGUUACGUGGCAUUGUUCUGGGGAGUCCUUACGAUUCUCUCUGUUCUAUCAUCGAUGCUGCAGAGUCUUUGGCUUGCCUCUUUGUUUCCAGUUUGGAAGAAGACCCCUACGGCAAGGUGCAAUCCGAUUUCCCGGGUGUCGUACGUCUCCUUGCAGACACGAUCGUGACUCUAGAGGGUUUCAUUAACGGCGGCCUUAAAGUCCACUGGACGGACGUCACCUUUCCUCCGUCUAGCAACCCUGAAGCGCAGGCGGAAGCUCGCCGAGUGCCGGAAGUCGAUGCUGUGUUGGUCUCCUUGAAAUGCUCGCUUACGGAAUUGCUCACUGCAUACAAGCCCUACCUCAGCCAAGUUGGGCUUGCGGGCAAGGACUUGAGACUAGCGAAACAGGCAGCAGGUAUGGUGGAGGAAGAGGCAUGAAAGGCUAUGUAACGAUGAUAACAUCUUGUAUUAUGAGAUAGACAUGCGGCUAUUGUUUGUCCGCGUGCGUUGGAAAAGUUUCUCUGCAUUGGCUUUUUCUGAUAUCCAGAGAUGCGCGAGCUUUCUAUUUAUGUAUCUAGGGCCCAAGAAGAGAGUGGGAGUUGGGUUCGGUUUUCUUUGUCUUCGCAACAGAAUUCAGGGCGAAGGGGAGUCGAGUUGCAUUUGUCAUUAGCAUCAACAAGGGAAUUGACUUGAUA
Molecule: messenger RNA, 2467 nt
Organism: Paecilomyces variotii
Lineage: Eukaryota; Fungi; Ascomycota; Eurotiomycetes; Eurotiales; Thermoascaceae
Product: putative nuclear envelope protein
Exons: 3
Coding region: 237-2210 (657 amino acids)
Biological process (GO): nuclear pore organization; spindle pole body localization
Cellular component (GO): nuclear pore transmembrane ring; spindle pole body
Molecular function (GO): spindle pole body-nuclear membrane anchor activity
Source: RefSeq, a predicted model, not a curated record